Molecule: messenger RNA, 4374 nt
Organism: Daldinia childiae
Lineage: Eukaryota; Fungi; Ascomycota; Sordariomycetes; Xylariales; Hypoxylaceae
Product: Protein cft1
Exons: 5
Coding region: 1-4374 (1457 amino acids)
Cellular component (GO): mRNA cleavage and polyadenylation specificity factor complex; nucleus
Molecular function (GO): protein binding; nucleic acid binding
Source: RefSeq, a predicted model, not a curated record
AUGCAGUGCUAUACGGAGCUGACGCCGCCUACGGCUGUCACACAUUCCUUAUAUCUCCCAUUCAUUACGGCGCAGAGCAAUAAUCUUGUUGUCGCAAGAGCUUCUCUACUUCAGAUCUUUACUACUAAAUCAGUAUCUGCCGAACUCGACAAAGCACAGAACGCCCAAUUGCAAUCUUCUAGAUUAGCUGACCACUACGAUUCUCGAAGCAAUGACGAUGAUGGCCUCGAAGCCUCCUUUCUUGGCGGCGAUUCCGUCCUAGUCAGGUCUGACCGUUCGAACUAUACGAAAUUGGUGCUCGUUGCCGAGUUCCCACUGGCUGGAACCAUCACCGGACUUGCGCGCAUAAAGACUGAUACAACUGCGUCGGGCGGUGAAGCCCUCUUGUUGGCGUUCAAGGAUGCGAAGCUUAGCAUGGUUGAAUGGGACCCAGAAAAGAAUUCGAUAAAUACCACCUCGAUACACUACUAUGAACAAGAGGAUCUUCAAGGAAGUCCAUGGGCUGCACCUCUGAGCCACUAUGUCAAUUUCCUAGCAGCAGACCCGGGUAGCCGGUGUGCUGCUCUGAAGUUUGGGGCGCGGAGUCUUGCUAUCAUCCAAUUCAAAGUUCAAGAAGAAGACAUAGAUAUGGAGGACUGGGACGAAGAUUUGGAUGGGCCACGCCCGGUAAAGGAGGUUUCCACUACGCUCCUAAAUGGAACUAGCAGCAAUGAAGAGACACCAUAUUCAACAUCGUUUGUCCUUCGACUGCCAAAUCUUGAUCCUAGCCUCAUCCACCCUGUGCAUCUUGCGUUUCUUCACGAAUAUAGAGAACCCACGUUUGGCAUACUAUCCUCAACUUCGUCCCCAUCUUCAGUCCUCGGUCGAAAAGACCAGCUAUCGUACAUGGUAUUCACCUUGGAUAUCCAGCAAAAGGCUUCCACAACCAUCCUGUCAGUGACAGGCCUCCCACAAGACUUAUUUCGGGUAAUCGCACUCCCCGUGCCGGUUGGUGGUGCCCUUCUAGUCGGUACGAAUGGGCUUAUACAUAUCGACCAAUCUGGGAAGUCACAUGGAGUGGGCGUCAACCCAUUCGCAAAGCAUACUACCUCUUUCAGUUUGGUCGAUCAAACCGAACUUGGGCUAAAGCUAGAGGGCUGUGAAAUCGAGGCUUUAUCUGCUGAAAAUGGUGAAUUUUUGAUGGUCCUUAGUGAUGGUCGUAUGGCAGUUAUCACAUUUAGAGUCGACGGUAGAAUCGUAUCGGGACUAAGCCUUCGGUUAAUCGCUCCAGAGGCCGGGGGUGCUAUCAUACCAACUGGUGUUACGACCUUGAGCAAAUUAAACAAGUCCUCCCUAUUUGCAGGUAGUGAUGGUGCUGACUCGUUAGUUAUCGGCUGGACACGUAAACAGCCACAGGCUGGAAGGAAAAAGUCCCGUCUACACGACCCUUCUCUAGACCUUGACUUGGAUGACGAAGACAUGGAGGAUCUAGAAGAUGACGAUGAUUUGUAUGGCGACGACUCCGCGCCGGCUAAACAAUCAUCGAGUUCUGCUGGAACCCCAGGCGGCAAGUCUGGUGAGCUCGUCUUUCGUAUACACGAUCGGCUUGUCAGCAUUGCGCCUAUCAGGGAUUUCACACUCGGACAGGCAGUAUUAUCUAAUAAGGAAGAACAGAAUAAUCAGGAUGGUGUUACUAGUGAUCUCAGCUUUGUCGGCGUCUGUGGUCGAGGCAAUGCCGGCUCGGUUGCUAUAAUCAACAGAGAAAUACAACCGAAAGUCAUUGGACGUUUUGAGUUCCCAGAAGCAAGGGGCUUCUGGACUAUGGCCGCGCAGAAACCAAUACCAAAGUCGUUACAGGGUGAUAAGGGAACUACGUCCAUGGGUGCUGAAUACGAGACUUCUGUCCAGUAUGACCGUUUCAUGAUUGUGCCCAAGGUGGACUUGGAUGGAUACGAGACCUCAGAUGUGUAUGUUUUGACGGGUGCUGGAUUCGAAGCGUUAACCGGAACGGAGUUUGAUCCAGCUGCUGGCUUUACUAUUGAAGCCGGUACUAUGGGUAAUCAUAUGAGGAUUAUUCAAGUUCUUAAGACUGCUGUCCACUGCUACGAUGGAGACUUUGGGCUUACUCAAAUCCUGCCAAUGCUCGACGAAGAGACAGGUGCAGAACCCAGGGUCGAUUGUGCUAGUAUAGCCGACCCUUUUAUAUUCCUAGUUCGAGACGAUGCAAGCGUAUUCAUUGCGAAGAUAGAUAAGAACUUGGAACUCGAAGAACUUGAAAAGGAAGACACAGCCCUCAACUCGACUAAAUGGGCAACGGGUUGUUUAUAUGAAGAUAGAUCUGGCGUAUUCUCCGAAGCCCAGACGGAUAAGGGCGCAAAAUCUGAUGAAAAUAUAGUAAUGUUCUUACUCAGCAAGGCUGGUGCUCUACAUGCGUAUGCAUUACCUGAUCUCUCUAAACCUAUAUACGUUGCAGAAGGCUUGCCCUUUGUACCGCCACUCCUUUCAGCAAACUAUGCUGCUAGACGAGGAACUGCCAAGGAAAUUAUCAAGGAGAUAUUGGUUGCUGACCUUGGAGACAUGACUUCCUCGUGCCCGUACUUGAUUGUUCGCCACGAGAAUGAUGACGUGACGAUAUAUCAACCCUUUCGUACACCUUCAGCUACUCCGCAGGACCUUUCUACAACGCUUCACUUCCAAAAAUUACCUAACCCUGUCUUAGCAGAAGACCCAGUUGCGACAGCAGAUGAUGAUGACGACGAAAUAAGAAAGGCUCCUCCGAUGAGACGAUGUGACAACAUUGCCGGAUAUAAAACUGUUUUCCUCCCCGGCAGCUCUCCAAGUUUCAUUCUUAGAUCAUCAAAGACUUUGCCUAAGGUCCUGAGGUUACGAGGCGAUGGAGUUCGAGGAAUGAGCCCAUUCCAUACUGAGGGCUGUGAGAGAGGGUUCAUAUAUGCAGACUCGAAGGGCGUUGCGCGUGUUUCUCAGAUCCCGGUUCGCAACAGCACAUAUGCUGAGAUAGGCUUGGCUCUCAAGAAGGUACCUUUAGAAGCCGACAUGCACUCCAUCUCUUAUCACCCUCCAUCAGGCACCUUUGUCGUUGGUUGUGAUACCUUAGAACCAUUUGAACUACCAAAAGAAGAUGACUACCAUAAAGAGUGGCAGCAUGAGAAAGAUCUCGCUUUUAAGCCUUUGGUUGAACGAGGUCAGGUCAAACUAAUAAAUCCUAGCAGCUGGACCGUUAUUGACACUAUCGAGAUGGAGCCAUGCGAGACAGUGAUGUGCAUCCAAACGCUCAAUUUAGAAGUCUCCGAGUCUACUAAUGAGCGAAAACACCUUAUUGCCAUCGGUACGGCUGUAUCCCGUGGCGAGGAUCUUCCUGUUAGGGGUAGAGUUCUGGUGUAUGAUGUAGUAACAGUCAUUCCAGAGCCAGGAAAGCCCGAAACAAACAAGAAAUUAAAAUUUGUAGCAAAGGAAGACAUCCCUCGCGGCGCGGUCACGGCCAUCUCUGAGAUAGGAACUCAAGGUUUAAUGCUAGUUGCCCAAGGGCAGAAGUGUAUGGUGCGCGGUCUGAAGGAGGAUGGCACCCUUCUACCCGUUGCAUUCAUGGACAUGAGCUGCUACGUAACCGCGGUUCGCGAACUUAAAGGAACUGGUCUCUGCCUCAUGGCUGACGCGGUCAAGGGAGUAUGGUUUACGGGCUACACGGAAGAGCCUUACAGGAUGGUGCUCUUUGGAAAGAGUUCUACUAGGCUGGAAGUAUUAACGGUAGACUUCUUACCAGAUGGGGAGGAACUUCUCAUAGUAGCCUGUGAUUCUGAUGGCGGCGUUCAUAUUCUCCAGUUUGAUCCCGACCAUCCCAAGUCCCUACAAGGCCACUUGCUCCUUCACCGCACUACAUUCUCCGCCGGUGCGCACCCUCCUACGCGUAGCAUGUUACUCCCACGCACGCUUCCGGCAGACUCGGACUAUCUCUCUCAGCACGUUAAUGACACCCCGGCCGAUGACGAUUCUCUUUAUUCCCCAGCACCACCCUCUAUCCUCCUCCUCGCCUCCCCCACCGGCGCCUUAGCAACCCUGGCACCCCUCUCCGAGCCCCAGUACCGUCGCCUGUCUUUACUAACCGGCCAGGUUCUCUCCUCCCUACCGCACUAUGCUGGCCUCAACCCAAAGGACUACCGCGCUCCCACUUCCACAGGCGUAGUAGGUCGUCUACCACCCGGCGUCGAUGCGGGUAUGGGCCGCAGCGUCGUAGAUGGCGCCCUGCUCACACGCUGGAACGAACUCCCCGCCGGUCGUCGCGCCGAGAUCGCGGGACGUGUUGGAUUCGCGGGCGUUGAUGAGGCGAGAGAUGUGCUGAGGGAAGUAUUGGGCGCGAGUGGAUUGGGAUAUCUCUGA